This is a messenger RNA of Doryrhamphus excisus (bluestripe pipefish), 1679 nucleotides long. It is a transcript of the gene chchd4a, whose product is annotated as coiled-coil-helix-coiled-coil-helix domain containing 4a. Gene Ontology annotation, biological process: protein import into mitochondrial intermembrane space. The record is from RefSeq and is a predicted model, not a curated record. Gene Ontology annotation, molecular function: protein-disulfide reductase activity. NCBI's taxonomy places the organism in Eukaryota, Metazoa, Chordata, Actinopteri, Syngnathiformes, Syngnathidae. Gene Ontology annotation, cellular component: mitochondrial intermembrane space.
GAUAUGUGACGUCAUCACAGUGCGCCGUUCAGUAGGUCAUAGGGUUUUACGGCUCCCCAGCCGGAUUGUCCGAUGAAAUACUCUCAGUUGUUGAGUAUUUUAUCUCAGGCUGACCACAUUUUACCUGUGUGGAGGAUAUUCGACGGACACAAACGGCGACAGUCAUGUCGUAUUGCAAGCAAGAAGGGAAAGAUCGCAUCAUUUUUGUGACCAAGGAGGACCACGAGGCCCCAAGCAAUGCUGAGCUGGUUGCAGAUGAUCCCAAUGAUCCAUAUGAAGAGCAAGGCCUCAUCCUGCCCAAUGGGGACAUCAACUGGAACUGUCCAUGCCUUGGCGGAAUGGCCAGCGGGCCUUGUGGCUCUCAGUUCAAGGAGGCCUUCUCAUGCUUCCACUACAGUACGGAAGAAGUGAAGGGCUCGGAGUGCAUCGACCACUUCCGGAACAUGCAGGAAUGCAUGCAAAAGUUCCCCGAGCUCUAUCCUCAGGAGGAGGAAGAGAAACAAAGCUCCAAUCAACCAGACGCCGACUCUGGUUCUGACUCUGCCGCCGCCCCGACUGAGGGCUCUGCCUUAUCACAAGAAACAGACUCUGCUCCAACAAGCUCAGCUACAGACAAUCAGGAUGCCAGCUAAGAUUAGCCUGUCGUCAUCCACGGGCUCAUUAAAUCUCACUUUGUAAGCACUGCACAGCAUUCCAGCUCUGGGUUGCCCUUCUUGUGCAGUGGGUGGCAUGUAUGGGUGGUAUUUGCAUGGCACCAGAAUGCUGAGAAACAGGAAAUAAUGUAAGAUAUCGGAUGGUUAUGGUUUUUGACUGCAGCACUUGUGGUUAUUAAGGUUCACUGUGUGUUCAGAUCUGCAUUUCUUAUGCUUAUUGAUGGACUAUUUUGUCCGGGUACAUGGAGCAAAAAGAAAACGGGAGGAUUCUCACGUUUUCUUCAACAAAUCUAAUCGCUCAUCCUUACAGUUUCUAGAACGUAUUGUCCUUCAAAACAUUUCCAUAUGAGCGUACUUGUGUGACCUAUUCAUGUUCUUCCUCUGCUGCCAGCGUUAGAGUUUCAACUAGCAGUCCAUUACCAAAAUAAUGAAUUUAUGGAAAGUACAAAUACUUUAUGAGUGUAUUAGUCAUACAUAAAGGCUGGUUCAGUUUUAAUUUAUACAGCAUUGGCCAUCCGGUGUCAACAUACUAAAACGAGUGAACCAUUUAUAGCCUUACAAUUCAAAGUAUCCCUGUUAUGGUUCCUGGAAGUAUAUUAUAUUUAAUGAAAAUGAAUAAUGUGUAUUAUCAUAGCUGAUCUGCGUGCUUGUGCAAGUACUACCUACCUACCUACAUUAAAGCCGGAUGAUUGACUUAAAUGAACACACAAAUCAGGACUUUUCAAAGGUUUUGCUCUCUCCGUGAUACAAAGGGAGACCUGGCCAUUGGGAAAUAUUCAGGACCAUCGUCUUUGUCUGCUGCUCAUUGAACAACCAUGUUGGCCGGGCAGUCAUUUAUGAAGAAUUAAACUAAGUUGCUGAAACAACUCCUGCUUGUCCCCCUUCCGUCGCUUUGCUUUCUCUCGCAGCCUCCCAGUGGGUCACUGUAAAAGUAUUGCCAGACUUAUGCAGCCACGCAAAUAUUACAUUUAUUUCAUUCUUUCAUGUCCGCAUUGCUGUUUUCCAGUUUAGUGACCUAGAGUGCUG